Molecule: messenger RNA, 5157 nt
Organism: Ahaetulla prasina
Lineage: Eukaryota; Metazoa; Chordata; Lepidosauria; Squamata; Colubridae
Product: zinc finger protein 436-like
Exons: 6
Coding region: 1-2058 (685 amino acids)
Biological process (GO): regulation of transcription by RNA polymerase II
Cellular component (GO): nucleus
Molecular function (GO): DNA-binding transcription activator activity, RNA polymerase II-specific; RNA polymerase II cis-regulatory region sequence-specific DNA binding
Source: RefSeq, a predicted model, not a curated record
AUGUUCCAGGUGAUCCAGGUUCUGGUGGUCCAGAUUGCCUUCCGAGAUCCGUCUGGGUCGGUCCCAGGAGACAGGAGGCGGGGAGGGGGCAGGAGACGGGGGGGCGGGACGUUCCGGUGCGGAGCGGAUCCCCGGGAAUCGGUUGCAGCUAUCGGAUCGUUUACCGCUGGGAAGCGCGAUCCCGCUUUUCCCGAGGAGGAGGCGGCGGCUGCAGCAGCAGCAGCGGCGGCGAAGGGGAAUCCGGAGCGUCUGAGCGUCUGCAGAGGCUGGCCGGGCAAGGAGAGGAGAAGAGCGGACGAGGCGCGGCGGGGCAGCCCGAUGGAGUUGCAGGGGCAGCCGAUGAAGAUGGCCACGGGACCUCCUGAAGGCGGAGAAGGUCCCUCUGGUUUCUCCAUGGAGCAGGUGUUGGAGGAUCCAACUCGGGUCUUGUUGCCUGGGAACUCAAAGUUGUGGAUGGAAACCGCUGCAACAGCUGUAACAUUUCAGGGCUCAGUAACAUUUGAGGAGGUGGCUGUGUAUUUCACGGAGGAGGAGUGGGCGCUGCUGGAUCCCAGCCAGAGAGCCUUGCACGAGGAAGUCAUGCUGGAGAAUUCUAGGAAUGUGGCCGCUCUGGCUUAUGGGCAGGCGCAUGAGAAUAACAAGGAACCAAGCCUAGCGCUAUUUCAAGGGAUCCAAUCUGAAAACGGGAUGGUUGGAAAUCCGAAGAGCGUGAAAAGCUGUCGAAGAAAUGGAAGGAAGAAAUCUUCUUCUAGUCACAAUGAAGUCUUUGGCCUCCCAACCCAGCAACUUCAGCAACGGGAAGAAGUUGGAAAACAUUUCGGAUAUGGCAAAACAGACAAAGCAAAAUCUGGUUUCGGUAAAUAUUAUACAAACCAAAUUGAAGAGGAAGAUUGUGAACUUCAAGAGUAUGGGCAAAAUAUCAAACUUAGCUCCUCUCUUGUUUUACAUCACCCACCAUACAUCCCAGAGACACCAUAUGCAUUUAUAAAUCGUGUAGAAAAAUUCACUUUGAGCGGUCAUUUUAGGCCCCAUAAAGAGGAGAAUCCUUAUGAGUGUGAAAAGGGUGCAAGCCAGAAACAGUUGCUCAUUUUACCCCCAGAAAAUCCCCCAAUGGAAAAACCAUAUAAAUGUCCGGAGUGUGGAAAGACCUUCACUCACAAAUGUAAACUUACUGUCCAUGAACGGACCCACACAGGGGAGAAACCGUAUACGUGUCUGGUAUGUGGAAGACAAUUCAGUCAGACUGGUCACCUUACCAGACAUCAACGAACCCACACUGGGGAAAAACCGUAUUCGUGCCUGCAGUGUGGCAGGAAGUACAGUGGAAGUUCCAGCCUUGUCAAGCAUGUAAGGAGCCACACGGGGGAGAGGCCAUAUAAAUGUACAGAGUGCGACAAGUGCUUCAAUCAGAGCAGUCACUAUAUUCGCCAUAAAAUGAUCCACACAGGUGAAAAACCCUACAAGUGCCUGGAGUGCGGAAAGAACUUUGGGCGUAACUUUAGCCUUAUGCAACAUAAAAGAACUCACACCGGGGAGAAACCAUACCAGUGCCUGGUAUGUGGAAAGAGUUUCAGUGGAUCCUCGGAUCUCAUGUAUCAUAAGAGGAUUCACACAGGGGAGAGACCCUAUAAAUGCCUGGAGUGCGGAAAGCGAUUCAGUAGGAGAAGUCGCCUUACAGCUCACAAAAGAAAGCACACAGGGCAGAAACCGUACAUAUGCCUGGUGUGUGGAAGGCGAUUCAGUCAGAGCGGUCACCUUACAAGCCAUAAAAGAACCCACACCGGGGAGAAACCCUACGCGUGCUUGAAAUGCGGAAGGAAGUUCAGUAGAAGAUCAAGCCUCGUGAUACACGUGAGGAUCCACACGGGGGAGAGCCCAUAUAAAUGUACAGAUUGCGGGAAGGGCUUCCGUCAGAGAACUACCUAUAUUUACCAUCGAAGGAUCCAUACGGGAGAAAAACCCUUCAAAUGCCUGGAGUGCGGGAAGAACUUCAGGCGAAACUGUCACCUUAAGAAACAUAAAAGGAUGCACACUGGGAAGAAAUUGUAUCAGUGCUAGGACUGGGAAAAGAACUUCAGCUUUCACUCAGAUGUGGCUUAUCAUAGAUAGUACAGGUAGUCCUCAAUAUAUAAUAAUUCCUUUAGUGACCGUUCAAAGAUAGACCGGCACUGAAAAAAGAGACCCAUUGUUGUGCCUCGCCUGCCUUCCUCUCCUCAACCAUCUCCUGCUAUCUGAGCCAGAGACUGAUAGUGAAGAAGAAUGGCCUGGCAUGCCCCCAGCCCUGGCACCAUGCCCGGACAGACUGAGCAAACAAACCUCCCUACAGCGUGUGAGCACGAAGCCAGCCACGAACUAGAAUUGCCGGCAGCUGAGCAGGAGGACGAAAAGUGGAUAGAUCUCCGCUUCCGGAGAAUGGAGAGGCGAUGUCAGCAAAAGGAAGGGAGGGGCAGGCCUGGAUAAGUGCUAAGUCAUGGAGCCACACCCCAUGGCCUAUAUAAAGGAUCUGCUUUUUGGCAUUCCUUGAGUCAGGCAAAGUCUCAUCUGGUUGCUGAAGUCACACCUUGGAUUCCUGCCUGCCCUGAGAACUCUGACAGGAAUUUGGCAAAGCUGCAGAGGCUUCGUGGCCACACUUGAUACAGACUUCCCAGACCCGGCCGUCAGAGGAGAAGUGGGACACGACACCCAUAUGUGAAAUACUGAUGACUGGAGUGACAUUCAGUUCAAAAUGCCGUCUCGUCAGACCUAAAUAAAUCUAAAACACGGCACUAUUGAUUCCCAUAGGAGGUCCUAGGAGCGGAAAUGAACUUUUGGUACCAGUAUUCCGCUCCCCCCCCCCAAGAGAAUUCAUAUAGAUCUGAGUUUGGUUGAUCUUCAGAAAUACUCAAUAGCUCUGCGGACUGAAGAGCUGAUCCAUGCGGGAGAGAGAAUAUAUCAAGAAAUGAAGCAAAGCCACUAUUUAAGAGGACGUGUCUUCUUAAAUACUAGAAAAGUUCCACUUGGGAGAGAAACUACAUGGAAAGAUUUGGUGUUUUUUAUUUCAUAAGCCUUCACCAACAAAUUAUGAGCCCCUCUCCAUAUUGUUAGGCCAAUCUUGAAUAUUUUUCUUGAUGAAAUCUGGGACUGUCCUAUGAGAGGCUGAUAGCAAUAGCACUUAGACUUAUAUACCGCUUCGUAGUGCUUUUACAGCCCUCUCUAAGCUGUUUACAGAGUCAGCAUAUUGCCCCAACAAACUGGGUCCUCAUUUUACCGACCUUGGAAGGAUGGAAGGCUGAGUCAACCUUGAGCUGGCGAGAUUUGAACUGCAGCUAGCAGUCAGCUGAAGUAGGAUGAGGAUUAUAUGGUUGGUCACAGUUCAAGUCCCAUGAAAACAGACUGAGGCCAAUGAAAAUGUUUAGCCUUGUAAAAAAAGCAACCAAGAAGGAUUUAAUAUCUCUGUCAAAGCAUUUGAUGCGAUGUCCCAUAGAUGAAAGGUUUGUCCUGCAGCGCAGAAUAAAUAUAGGAGAAUCGGGUUUAAUGUUACAAAAAUAUUAUGAUAGUGAUGAAACUCUCAAACACUCAAUAACUACCUCGGCUGAUACCCCUCCCUUAAUAAAAACAGGAAAACACUUCCUCCUCUUCACAAAUCCCCAUUUUAUACAACUUUGUACAAAUUUACUAUGGUGCUUCUCCUUUCAUUUCGCAAUAAAAUAAUUGAGCUUUUCUUUUCUAAGGACUGUGGGUAAUACUUGCUUAGCAACUCUGAAUUUACAGUGGACCAUCCCCCAAAAGAUAAUUAUGAACCAGUUUUGGACUUGGAAUGGUGGCACACACCAGUCAGAAUAGAACUGGAAGAGACCUUUGAGAUCUUCUAAUCCAACUCCCUCCUCAAGCAGGAGACUUUAUACCAUUUUAGACAACUGGCUGUCUAGUCUCUUCCUGAAAGUUUCCAGUGAUGAAGCCCCCUCAACUUCUGAAGACAAGCUGUUACACUGAUUAAUGGUUCUCACUCUUAGGAAGUUUCUCCUUAAUUCCAGCCUGUUUGUCUCCUUGAUUAGUUUCCAUCCAUUAUUUCUUGUCUUGCCUUCCGGUGCUUUGGAAAAUACCACAUGACUGCAUUUCACGCCCUUAACAACUGGGUCAUCUUUGCAGGUGGUUCCAUAUUCAUAUGAUUUAGGGGGGGGGCGAAGUUUGCCGGGAACCGGACUUUUCAAAGUUUCUGGCAAAAAAAAGCCCAUAGGAAUACAUUGACUUUUUUAAACGGCUGCAGCAUGGGCUUUACAACUGCUGCAAAAAAAGAUAAAAUCAGGUUGCUCAGGUAGGUACCUCAAUUUGUGACUGUUACGACUUACGCUUAAAAUUCCAGUCUCCAUUAUGGUCAUAAAUUGAGGACUAUACUUUUCUGUGCUGUUGAAAUUGUAAAUAACCUUCCGUCUUUUUUAUUUCGCAUUUCUAGAUAAGGGGCCUGUUGCUUCAAAUUAGUGUUGUUUACUCAAAAUAUGUAAAAGGUGGAACAUGGAAUGUGAAAAAAUGAACCUUAGGAACUUGCACACACAAAAUGAAAAGGGAACACACAGGAUUUAGGAAAGUGAAUUGGGUCAGGAAAGGCAAAUUCAAAUCCUGGAUUAUGUCAAUUGUCAUUCAUAGAUUGAGACCAUUCAAAACAAUAACUCAACCUUAGGAACUUGCACACCCGAAGUACCAAGAGAACAUGCAGAAUUUGGGAAACUGAAUUGGGCCAGGAAGGGAAAAUUCAAAGUCUGAAUUAUGUCAACUGUCAUUCAUAGAAUGAGACCAUUCAAAACAAUACUGUGGCUCUCUUAUUCAGAAAGGAUCCUGCUGACUGUUGUCAUCAAAUAAAUGGGUUUGUUUGCCAUUUCCCAUCCGAUGAAAGCCAUGCUGUCACAGGCUUAUGCACCAGAGACAAAUUCCUUGUCUAUCCAAUCACACUUGGCCAGCAGAUUAACUGAGUUGGAAGGGACCUUGUAGGUCAUCUAGUCCCACCCACUCCCCAAGCAGGAGACCCUCCACAAUUUCUUAUUGAUGGCAGUCCACUCUCUUCCUGAAAGCUUCAAGUGAUGAAACUCCCCUGACUUCUGAAGGCAAGCUGUUCCAUUGAUUGAUUGCUCUCACUGUCAGAAAAUUUCUCCCGAUUUCCAGGUUGAAUCUCUCCUUGUUCAG